GUAUUUCCGGCCUUUAUAGCGCACUCAAAUAAACACAAUUUUUUUGAAACCGUUUCAAUAACGAGUUGAGCGCGAAACGUGUUGGUUGAUAAAAUAUAAAGUACUCGUGGGAAGCUGUAAGCAAAGUUUUGAAUUAAAAAAUGUAUCAAGAAACAAGUGUAGCUUAAGAAGUGCGGCAAACUGUAUAUAAAAAAAAAAAAAUAAAAUAAAAUUUUUCGAGUGCGCGCCCAUGCAACUGAGACCAAUCGAAACUCGAUUUGUAAAUCGAAACUAAUUAAAUCAUGCCGUUUUCUCAGCUGGAAGCUUGAACUUGUCUAAUAGCGUCAACACUGACGCAGAGCUGUCUACGCUGAAUGUGCUGUGUGUGUUUGUGUAACAACAACAAUAAGCAUAUAACAAUGCGCCGGUGGAAUUGUUUGCUGUUUUUGUGUACAUUUUAUAAAGUCACGCAUGGCAUUGCCUUGUCUACCGGUGUGCCCAAAUGUAAUUGCAUACCGGUAAAAGAGUGCGAACCAAUUGCUUAUUUGCUCUUGAAUCACAAACCGCACGAAGCUGAUAUGAUAUACAAAAUAGUACAGAGUGCCGGUUGUGGUUAUGCCGGUCUCGAGCCGCUCGUCUGCUGCCCCACCACUUAUGCUAACCACAAAAUUGCGACGCGUCUGCAGGCAAGCGACAGCGACGAUGUCUAUCGCAGCACAGAUCCCGAUGUUUGGGUGUGGAGUAGCACACAGUUUCCCACACGCAACGAUGCACUCACCGACGUGUUGUUGGGCGCUAGCGCUGUGGAUGGCAGAACAAGCAAACGCAGAUCUAGGGAGUUUUACGAUGAAACGGAUGUGUUUGAUUUCAUAGAUCCAAAGACGCAAAGAAAUUUUCCACAUUCAUUCUACGAAGAAUCGGUUGACUCCGAUGAUGUGCAUGAUGAGGCGAAGAAACAUUACGGUAGCGGAAAUGUGGAUCAGAAGAACUUUAAGCAUCAUCAUCAUUUUGGUGGACAUGAUUAUUUUACACCCCACCAUCAUCACCAUCAUCAUCAUCAUGAAUAUGAUGGCGGCAAUGUGUACGAUAGCAAUGAAUAUGGUGAAGGUGAGGAAGAAUAUCCACGCACUCUUUUCAGACCGAUCAGUGAUGGUCCUGUUGUUUAUCCGGAUGAUAGACGCUUGAAUCGUCCACUACAAUUUCCAACAAUAACAACAACAACUACAUCAACUACAACGACAACCACCACAAAGAAGCCAACAAGCAGACCGUUAGAGCAAUCCAAAGUGAAUAUUCCACGCUGUGGCAUGCCCGACAUAGACGCCGCCAGUGGAGAACGCCUGUACCCCUGGAUCUCACGCAUAGCCUACGUUAAUAAAACCAGCAAUGUCGUCAGCUAUCGCUGUUCCGGUUCCGUUGUGAGUCAAUCGCAUAUUCUCACCGCGGCGCAUUGUGUCAUAAAUCUCGUGAGCGAUCUGCAGCUCUCACAUGUGCGCAUCGGCGGUGUGGCGCUAUCCCCAAAUUGCACGGCCAGCAGUAGCGUCAAUUGCUCAAUUGCCUCGCGCAUUUAUCAAAUCGCGGAAGUACGCGUACAUCCUAACUACGAUCAGCCGAAGUACGCCAAUGAUAUAGCGUUGGUAAAAAUUGUCGGCGAAGCCAGUGCUUACACACCAAUUUGCUUACCACCAAAUCUCUCGGUCUCUGUACGUGAUCAGCUUAUUGGCAGCCCCGGUAUAGCGCUCGGCUGGACGGCAGAUGUUGAAGGCAACGACACAAGUAGUCCAAGAGUGCGUUAUCUCAAUUUACCGAUCGUUAAUACGACUGAGUGUGCAAUUACCUAUGCGAAAUUCAGUGAAAAUUUCAAUGACCCGAUCGUUAUCACGCCUUCACAGUUGUGCGCUCAGGGUGGACCAAUGAAUGAUGUUUGUAGAGGUGACAGUGGUGGUCCGUUUAUGGAUGAUGGUUCUUCAGGCCUCAUAAAUACAAGUGGUCGUCAUACUCUAUUGGGUAUUGUGGCUUUCGGACCAACAAAGUGUGGAAUGUCUAAUAUACCGGGAGUGUAUACGCGUGUUAGCUCCUACUUAGGCUGGAUCAUAGAAAGUAUUAGUUUAAGUUAG
Messenger RNA from Zeugodacus cucurbitae (melon fly), 2096 nucleotides. RefSeq names its product CLIP domain-containing serine protease B4. The transcript is spliced from 7 exons. Gene Ontology annotation, molecular function: serine-type endopeptidase activity. Lineage: Eukaryota; Metazoa; Arthropoda; Insecta; Diptera; Tephritidae. Gene Ontology annotation, biological process: proteolysis. The record is from RefSeq and is a predicted model, not a curated record. Bases 354 to 2096 code for a protein of 580 amino acids.